AUUUUUUCGUAAUAAACCUUGUUUUACAACUUUUUGAUAAACAAACAAAUAUUAUAAAAGCCGGUAAGAAAUAAUUUUAUAACCAAGAAAAUAUCACAUUUUCGUUAUAUUAAUAUUUCAUAAAUAUUAAAUACUUAAGUCUUAUUAUUCAAAGUCACUAUGAGAGGACGAGGCAAUUCUAGUCCAAGAGCAAACUCUCGUGGAGGACACGGUGGUAGCAAUUACCAUAAUCAAAGAGCAAACUCCCGUGGAGGACGUGGUAGCAAUCACCAUAAUCCAAGAGCAAAUUUUCGUGGAGGACGUGGGAGAGGACGUGGUGGCGACUAUUUCGUAGAAAGACCAAACUUCCGUGAUAGACGAGAUGGUGGCAAUUAUGGUGAAUCAGAAAGCUUCCGCGAUGAACGUGGUGAUGGUAAUGGAAGAUAUAAUAUACCACCAAAACUUAGUAUUCCUAAAAUCAAAGAAUUGCAACAACGAACCACUAUUGCGAAUUUCAGUUCUUCUAAACUCACAUAUGGAGGUAGUGAUCAAUUAGUUUUUAUUGUUAAUGGAGAACGGAUUACAACCGUUUGGAAAAAAAUAUUGGAAGAAACUCCCUGGUAUCAAAAAGAUAUUAGAAUUUUUAUUUGUUCAGCACUAGUAACAGCUGAUUCUCAGAAAGCCGGAGAAUUGGUAACAAAAUUAAGUAAUCCUAAAAGUGGUCUAGAGAGAUUAAGUGAAAUCAUGAAUUUUCCUAUGUCAUGUGAUGCGGGACUUCAACCUGGAGUAUUAUCUUUUCAAUAUGUCAUAUUACCUUUAUUGGGACUAUUGACCAGAACAGCUAUUACUAAAUGCACUUUGGAAAAACAUGUAGACGAAAUUUUUAUGGUGGUUUACGAGAAACUCGAUUAUAUAAAUGUGAUGAAAAUGUUGGAAACAUUGGUUCAACGUAAUUCUAUCGAAGACUGUAAUGUUGAUGUAGAUACAUUAUUGUCACAUGAACGAUAUUCAUUCAUCCCAUAUUCUUUAGGGGUAUUUUUCUUGAUAAUUGUACGAUUUCUUGCAGAAAUGUUACGUCGAAUCAGGGGAGCAUCUACUAAUGAGACUAUGCAUAAAAUUUUUCAAAAUUUGCAAGAAUUAAAGGCUAAGUAUCGUCGAUCAAUUGAACAACAAUCGUCAUUUUCUAUUUCAACAGAUCCGUUAAUUAAUAAUUCAAGUACCAGAGAAUAUUUUUUUACGGUAUUAGACGAUGAAAUGGGAAAUAUUAUUGAAAUGUUAGUAACUUAUGGCUUACCUAAUGAAUCUUCAAAUGAUGAAGAAAGACAUGAUAAUGAUUUUGGAAAAAUUUCAAAAAUAUCAAUUAUUCCUACAAUGAAAGAAAUAUUACUUGAUCGCCCACCUUAUUUACCUUCACUCUCUGACGCACAUCACUCUUCACCAAUUGGUGCGGCUGGAUUACUUGAUAGACAAUUUCGCCUUUUAAGAGAAGAUAUGUUAAACCCAAUUCGUGGUGGAAUAUCUAAUUUUUUAGCAUUACUAUCAAGAAAUUAUUAUUUCUCUUUAAAUAAUAAUGGUAGAUUAUCUAAUGAGUUGGAGAAUGUACUAUAUAAAAAUAAAGGAAAAUUUACGUACGAUAAGGGCAUGAAUCAUGAUAAUGGUGAUCUAAACGUAUAUACAGAUAUACAAUUUGCUGGUGUUGGUUGUGAUAGAAAAAAUGGUUUGAUUUGUACUCUAAAAUUUGCUCCAUUUAAUAACUCAACAAAUGCAAAAAGAGGAAGUGGAAAUUGGAAAAACAGUAAAAGGUUGUUACCUGGUAAUCUCAUUGCUCUUUUAUUACCAAAUCCGAAUUCCAAACAAGUACAAUCGAUUAGUGAUAAUAAUAUAUCUAUGAGUAAUUUUGAUUUAUAUUCAACUUAUUUCGGUAUAAUUAUGUCAAGAGAUGAUGAAGUGAUGGAAGAUGAACGUAUUAGAAUAUAUAUCAAUUUUCAUGAUCCAUCAAUUUAUUCUAUUGCAUUGAACGAACUUCGUAAUCAAAUCAAGGAAUAUAAUUCAAAAAAUUCGUACAAAGUAAAAAGUUACAUGGUGGAGUCAACUAAUAUUUAUUAUGAAGCUUAUUGCCAUGUUCUUAAAAUACUUCAAACUACCAACCCUACUUCUCUUCCUUUUAAACGAUAUUUAGCUCCUGCUCUCGAUCAUCAUUUGGAGAGCGCUUGUAUGAAUGUUGAAAUCAAACCUCCUAAGUAUACUAUAGCGCCAGGAUUUCAAUUUGAUUUAUCAGUUUUAUGUAGUAAUAAUAAGCAACAGAACUUAAAACUAAAUGUUACUAAUACAAAUACUUACGAUGAAGUAGCACAAAAAAUAAAUGAAUACAGUAAAUUAGACGAGUCACAAGCUAAAGCAUUAGUAUCUGCUUUAACACGAGAAAUUGCAUUAAUUGAAGGACCUCCUGGUACCGGUAAAACUGUAGUCGGUGUUGAAAUAAUGAAAGUAUUAUUGGCUGAAAAAAAUCGAAUAAAUAUUUCUGGCCCUAUUCUUACAAUUUGUUUUACUAAUCAUGCACUUGAUCAAUUCUUGGAGCACUUACUUGAUGAUGAGAUAACAGAAAAAAUAGUGAGAUUAGGUUCUCGAACAAAAUCUGAAAGGAUUAAAAAGUUUACUCUAGGUAAACUUCGCCCCAAUAAUAGUGGUAUCCCUUUACUAACGCAAAUAUUUGAAGAUAUUGAAGAUAUUGAAAAUGACGUUGAAGAAAUAAUAAAGUUAACUAAAAGUCACAUAACAUGGAAAGAUGUAUCUGAUUAUCUAGAAGAAGAAGAUAGAAAAUUUUUCAAUAAAUUUAGUAAUGUAACUUAUAAAGAUUUACCUAAUUGGGUCUUGGGAACUAAUAAUGCUACUGAAGAAACUGAUGAUGAAGAUGAUGAAGAUGAAAAUUCUGAAACUGGUGAAAACUUUCAAGAUAGUAAUGCAGAAAUUGAUGAAAAAAGUAGUAGUGAUGAAGAAACUGAGGAAGAGUUUCAAGAAGUUAAAGGAAAGCAGAAAUCAAUUUUUGAAAGAUGGUUAAGGGCAGAAGAUAUUAGAAAAAUAGACGAGCGAAAAAAAUAUUGGUCAGAUUAUGGAGAUAUAGAUUUAGAUGAUGACGAAUUUAUUAAUGAUUAUGAUGAAAUAAAAUUUUUAAGAAAUUAUAAUGAACCAAAAACAAAUCGUUCUUUAUAUGAAUUAUUAAAUAUUCAUUCAAUUUGGGAGAUGACAAUAGAAGAAAGAAAAAAACUUCAUGAUUGUUGGCGUGCAAAACUUGAUGAAGAAAAUUUAUCAUCAUUACAAAAAGAGCAUGAAGGAUGUCGUCAAGAGUUGAAUGAUAUUUAUGAUGAGGAACGUCGUCAAAUAUUAUUAAAUAGUGAUGUUAUUGGUAUGACAACAAGUGGUGCUGCUAAAUUACAAAAUUUGAUUAAAUAUAUUGAUCCUAAAAUUAUUAUAUGUGAAGAAGCUGGUGAAGUCUUAGAAGCUCACAUUCUUAGUGCAUUAACUCCUUCUACUCAGCAUUUAAUAUUAAUAGGAGAUCACAAUCAACUUAGACCUCAUGUUGCAACUUAUUCUCUUAGCAUAGAAUCACAUAUAGGAGAGAAUUAUCAAUUAGAUAAAUCAUUAUUUGAAAGAUUUGUUGAUGGCACUAAUAAUACAAUUAAAAUUGAGAAAACUAGACUUUUAACUCAGAGACGUAUGAGAGGAGAAAUUUCUGAUUUAAUCAGAUACACAAUUUAUGAUGAUCUAAAAGAUGGCGAAAACACUACCGAAUAUCCAAAUGUAAGCGGAGUUCAGCAUAAUGUAUACUUCAUUGAUCAUGAUUAUCCGGAAGAAGAUUGUGGUAGUGAUUUGGCAAUGCAGUCUCAUGUGAAUAUGUAUGAAGUUAAAAUGGUGGUAGAAAUGGUUAAAUAUUUCGUAAAAUAUGGGUAUACUAAACCCAAAGACAUAGCUGUACUUACUCCUUAUUUAGGACAAAUGAGUAAAAUUAAGGAAGCUUUAUCUGAAUCAUUUAUUGUUGACAUUGAUGAAAGAGAUGCACAGAAUAUUGCUGAUAUGGAGGAAGAAGAAAGUGAUACUUCAAAAUCAUUAAAUCAACGAGUUACACUAAGAACUGUUGAUAAUUUUCAAGGCGAAGAAGCAAAUAUAGUUAUUAUUUCAUUAGUUCGUAAUUACUCUGAUAGUAAAUAUAAUUCUAUUGGAUUUCUCAAAAGUAAAAAUAGAAGUAACGUGUUAUUGUCACGUGCUCGGGAAGGGAUGUAUCUUAUUGGUAACUCCAAGUUGAUGGCAUCAAAAUCUGAAGAUAUGUGGGCUCCUGUUGUUAAUAUUUUACGUAAGCGUAAUCAAAUUGGUCCCGGUAUGCCAAUCGAAUGUAAGCAUCAUCCUGAUUGCAAAAACAUUGUUAAAGUCCCUGAACAAUUUGAUGAAGUUUGUUCUCCAACUGGAGGAUGCCGUAGUACUUGUGAUAUACCGCUUUCUUGCGGACAUACAUGUGCUAAUGAAUGUCAUUUCGAUAAUCUUGAACAUAAAAGAGUUAAGUGUCGUAAACCUUGUAAAAAUGAACAUUCAAAAUGUGGUCAUAAAUGUUUAAAACUUUGCUACAAAGAUUGCGGAAAAUGCAAUGUACCUGUUGGAGAAAUUAUAUUACCUUGUGGACAUAUGUUACAAAAUGCUGAAUGUUGGGAAAGUCAAAAUAAGGAAAAAAUCCAAUGUAAUACUAUUAUUGAUACUGUACUACCUGAUUGUGGACAUCCGUUACAAAAUAUUGAAUGUUGGAGAGUUCAGAAUAAAGAAAAUUUUACAUGUCACAUUCCAGUUAAUAUUACAUUACCUAAUUGUGGCCAUCCAUUAAAAGAUGUUGAAUGUUGGAAAGUUAAAAAUGGAGAAGAAUUUAUUUGUUAUUUUCCAACUGAUAUUAUGUUACCUUGUGAACAUGUAUUACAAAAUGUUGGAUGUUGGAGAAAUAAAGAUAAAGAAAGCAUCAAAUGUAAGUCUUCUAUUGAUGUUGAAUUAUCUUGUGGACAUAUAUUAAAAGAUAUUGAAUGUUACAGAGUUCAAAAUAAAGAAAAGUUUACAUGUAAUUUUGCGAUUGAUAUUACGUUACCUUGUGGACAUACAUUACAAGAUGUUAAAUGUUGGAAAAGUCAAAAUAAAGAAACAAUUGAAUGUAGCGCUCCUAUUGAUAUUGAACUACCCGGUUGUGGACAUAUAUUACAAAAUGUUGAAUGUUGGAGAAAUAAAGAUAAAGAAAACAUCAAAUGUAAGUCUUCUAUUGAUGUUGAAUUAUCUUGUGGACAUAUAUUAAAAGAUGUUGAAUGUUGGAGAAAUAAACAUAGACAAUUACCUAAGUGUGAUGUUUCUACUGAUAUUGCAUUGCCUUGUGGACAUAUAUUACAAAAUGUUGAAUGUCAUAAAAAUGAAAAUAAAGAAGUAAUUGAAUGUGAUGCCCUUGUUGAUAUUACAUUACCUUGUGGGCACAUUGUACAAAAUGUUGAAUGUUGGAAAAAUAAAUAUAAAGAAAAAAUCCAAUGUAAUACUACUAUUGAUAUAAUAUUACCUAAUUGUGGACAUCCUUUACAAAAUAUUGAAUGUUGGAGAGUUCAAAAUAAAGAGGAAUUUACAUGUAACUUUCCCAUUGAUAUUACAUUAUCUGAUUGUGGGCAUACAUUUAAGGUUAAAUGUUGUAAAAAAGAAAAUACACGUAAAUGUAAUUAUCUUGUUGAUAUUGAAUUACCUUGUGGACAUACAUCAAAUUAUGUUGAAUGUUGGAAAAAAGACAAAGUAAAAAUCAAAUGUAUUACUUCCAUUAAUUUUGAAUUAUCUUGUGGACAUAUAUUAGAGGGUAUUAAGUGUUGGAGAACACAAACAAAUAAUACGCUUGAAUGUAAUUUUAUUGGUGAUAUUACAUUGCCUUGUGGACAUGCAUUCAAAAAUGCUGAAUGUAGAGAAAAAGAAUCAAUCAAGUGUACAGAACUAAUCACAAAAAGUAUGUCUCGCUGUGAACACAUUAAUGACAUCCAGUGUUCUGAAUCAUCUAAUGACGAUAUUCAAUGUAAAAAGAAUUGUGGAAUACGAUUGGAAUGUGGCCACGAGUGUUUAAAGGCUUGUUUUAAAUGUCAAGAACGGACUAUAUCACAAAAUUUCGGAUACGAAAACGAAAUAAUAGAGAGGACAGAUCAUGGAAAAUGUAAAACUAAAUGUAAUAAGUUAUUAUAUUGUGGACAUAGGUGUAAGCAAUAUUGCCAUAAGGGUGAAUGUCGGCCAUGUAAUGAUAAAUGUGCGAUAUCAUGUGAGCACACUAAAAAAGUAUGUAAUAAAAAUUGUUUAGAACCCUGUGCUGUAUGUGCAGAACAGUGUUCGUGGGAAUGUGAGCAUGGAAAAUGCGAUUUGAGCUGUGGAAUUCCUUGUGAUAGAUUACCUUGUGAUGAAAGAUGUGAUAAAAAAGUGAAAUGUGGUCACAAAUGUGCUGGAAUUUGUGGUGAAACUUGCCCUACUCAUUGUGCUAACACUAACUGUGUUCAAGAAAAAAUUAGAAAUCAAGUAUCAGAUAUAAUCAAUAAUAUUACAUUUAGUAUGGUAGAUUGGAAUAAAGAAAAGAUGGUUGCUCUUCCUUGUGGGCAUAUAUAUACAAUGAAAUCUAUGGAUAUGCUUAUGGAAAUGGGAGAUUAUUAUGAAGGUUCAAUUGAUGGAAGAUGGACGUCAGUUAAAACAUUUCCAGCUUCAACAAAUAUAAAAACAUGCCCGGAAUGUCAAGCACCAAUCAAAGAUAUUAAAAGAUAUGGAAGGAUUAUUAAAAAAUGCACAUUGGAAAUACAGAACAAGAAAUUCAUAUCAAAAUAUGACGACGAAUUAAACAAAAUUGCUAAUUGUAUUGUAGCAUCUUUUAAGAAAAUGGAAACAAAGAGAAAUAAAUUAAGAAAUAAUUUAUGUGUUAUUUCUAAAUUAAAAACAAAAGAAGAAUUUAAGGAUAAAGAUAGAAUAUUGCCGGAAAUUACUCGUUAUCAUUAUUUUGAGUGCAUUGCAGAAUAUCAUGGAUUUGAUGAAAAUAGUCAACAAGUAUGGGUUAGUCACGUUAAAAAAUUAUUAAAUUGCUAUGAAAAUUUGUUUCCCAUUAUUCGUACCACAAAAAUACCACCUCAUAAAAGAGCUCUUGUUGUAAGUUUAAAUGCAAAGCAAGAAUUAACUUUCAUGCCGAAAUUAGAUCAAUUAAAUCAUAGAAUUUAUUCAAUUUAUGUAGAUGGUGUUUUGAAAGUUAUCCAUAUACAAAAAAUCUUGUAUAAUGAAAUUUUAUUCAUAAUUGAAGAAUUAUCUUUAGUAGAAAAAAAUGUUACAGAUAUUAAAGAACUUUGGAAAGAUUUUGCUGAAAAAUUACAACAAUCUAUUCAAGACCAUUUAUUCAUAAUUAAAGAUGUAACAAAAUCUACUAAUUAUGGUAUACAUUCAUUUUUAGUUAAUUUGGAAAUGAUAGAAUUUGAUAUGAUGAUGCUUAAAUAUCCACAUAAGAGAAAUUUUAUCAGUAAAGCAGAAAUUAAGAAACAACAUGAAGGUGUUGUAAAAAGAAUCGCAUAUAUAUCUAAAAGUUUCGAUUACAUAAACGUUGAAGAAGAACCCAGGAAGGUUAUUUAUAAUAGAAUAGAAACAUUAUGGGAAAAUAAUGAAAAAUUUGAAAAGGAAAAUUUAAAGUAUUGAAGAAAAUUAGAAAUUCAUCAAACUGACAAGUUUUAAGUGCGUUGAUUAUUUUAAUCUUAAAAAAAAUAUUUAUAUAUUAUGACAUACUCUAUGUAAAACACAAUUACACAAUUAAAUAAAUUUAAAUAUUAAUAAUAAAAAUCACAUUAUAA
Messenger RNA from Rhizophagus irregularis DAOM 181602=DAOM 197198, 7835 nucleotides. RefSeq lists its product as uncharacterized. The record is from RefSeq and is a predicted model, not a curated record. NCBI's taxonomy places the organism in Eukaryota, Fungi, Glomeromycota, Glomeromycetes, Glomerales, Glomeraceae. Gene Ontology annotation, biological process: regulatory ncRNA-mediated heterochromatin formation. Gene Ontology annotation, molecular function: zinc ion binding; helicase activity. Gene Ontology annotation, cellular component: nuclear RNA-directed RNA polymerase complex; nucleus.